GUCCAAACAGUUGAGUCUCGACAUCGACAGCAUUCGCGCGCGCCCUCCCAAAAGUAGCUCGAGAAACGUCCAAGGAACAUCCAAGAUAUUUUGGCAAAUUAUACGGAAAUUUUCGCCAAAUUUACUUGACUUCAAAUAGGCAGCAUGUCUGAGGCAGCAGCAAAUGGUAGCAGCCCCUCGCCCGCUCCCGAGGCACCCGUGGCAGAGUUGGCCCAACUGGCACUCGAGGAGGAGGCACCCAAAGUGACGUUCUCGGAUCAGUUCAAGGCCUUCUCCAAGUUCGGGGACACCAAGUCGGAUGGGAAGCUGAUUACGCUCUCGCAGAGCGACAAGUGGAUGAAGCAGGCGAAGGUGAUCGACAAGAAGAUCACCACCACGGACACGGGCAUCCACUUCAAGAAGUUCAAGGCCCUGAAGAUCUCGCUCACGGACUACAACAAAUUCCUCGACGAUCUGGCCAAGACGCGGAAGGUGGAGCUGGCGGAGAUCAAGCAGAAGAUGGCCGGCUGUGGGGCUCCGGGUGUGGCACAGGUUUCGGCUGGCAAGGCUGCGGCUGCCGUGGAUCGGCUGACGGACACCAGCAAGUACACGGGCUCCCACAAGGAGCGCUUCGAUGCCACCGGCAAGGGCAAGGGCAUUGCCGGCAGACGCAAUGUGGUCGAUGGCUCCGGAUACGUGAGUGGCUAUCAGCACAAGGACACCUACGAUGGAGCCCACUAAGGGACACACCCACCAAUUCCCUUCCCUCCCUCCCGUCUCUGUCUCUAGUUUAUCCCCUCAACUUUUAAUUUCUAAUUCCCAAUGGUAGCUGCAACUAUUUAUCGUUUAUCCCUUUUUGUAUAUAAUAUAAGUUGUGAUAAUUUAAGUGCUUA
Drosophila guanche is the source of this 872-nucleotide messenger RNA. It is a transcript of the gene ringer, whose product is annotated as tubulin polymerization-promoting protein homolog. Gene Ontology annotation, cellular component: microtubule. Bases 145 to 720 code for a protein of 191 amino acids. The record is from RefSeq and is a predicted model, not a curated record. Gene Ontology annotation, biological process: microtubule polymerization; positive regulation of protein polymerization; microtubule bundle formation. NCBI's taxonomy places the organism in Eukaryota, Metazoa, Arthropoda, Insecta, Diptera, Drosophilidae. Gene Ontology annotation, molecular function: tubulin binding. The transcript is spliced from 3 exons.